Messenger RNA from Cuscuta campestris, 1451 nucleotides. The record is from the annotation of a GenBank genome assembly. NCBI's taxonomy places the organism in Eukaryota, Viridiplantae, Streptophyta, Magnoliopsida, Solanales, Convolvulaceae.
GGCGACGGCGGCGAGGACUCCGUCAAAGAGUUCUUCCGAACGUCUGCCUCCAUGGCCGGAACUCCACAACAUGUGGCGUGGAUGAUAAGCGAAAGAAUGGAACAUCCUAAGCUUUGGCUAUGUUGUCUGGCGCUAUGGCUAUUGUCGACGAGGAUAGGAACCUUAGUGAUGUGCGGGAGGGCAAGUUUGUCAAAAGAUUUCCCAUUUUUGCAGAGCUUCCCACAUAUUUCACCCCAAAAGAGAGAAGAGAUAGUGAGGUCAUGGUCUUGUAGCUCCAUAAAGCUCCUUAGGAUUUUAUUCAUGUCCAUGAAAAUCUUGGUUCUUCUCACCUUCUUCACUCAGGUGAAUGAAAAGAAUGGAAACUUAUCAUGGAAGGCGAUAGACUACACAGGCCCUCCACACCCAACAUGGAAGAGCAACAGAUCAUCAAUGAAAACCACCAGAACAAGAACAGGAACAAAGACACAAGAGAGACGAAGACCCCAUCGUCCUCGGGCCGCUCCACCGAGGAAUUAUCGACCCGACCCGAGAACCCACUGAGCAAGUCCUCCACAGGCUGCUAAAAAUGGAAUUCCCCAUUUCACUCAACCCGAAAAAGAAGAAACCGCAAGACCCGACGUUCGUCGUCGAAUGCAACGCGGUGGUGGUCGGGUCGGGCUCCGGUGGCGGUGUCAUCGCCGGAGUUCUAGCCAAUGCAGGCCACAAAGUGCUCGUCUUGGAGAAAGGCAAAUACUUCGCGAGAAGUGGGCUCUCGCUCUUGGAGGGACCCACUCUAGAUCAAAUGUACUUAGGGAACGGCCUUCUGGCAACCACCGACAUGGACGUCUUGGUCCUCGCCGGAGCAACCGUUGGCGGCGGAUCAACCAUAAACUGGUCCGCCUCCAUCGAGACACCACCCCACGUUCUCAAAGAAUGGAAAGAAGUCCACAAGCUGCAAAUAUUCGAAAGAGAGGCUUAUAAACAGGCCAUGGUGACAGUCUCCUCAAAAAUGGGAGUCUAGAGCGAGGAGGUUCAAGACGAAGGGUUCCACAACACGGUCCUGAGGAAAGGGUGCGAGGAGUUAGGCUACCCCGUGGAGACUAUCCCGCGGAACACUCCGCAGGAUCAUUACUGCGAAUGGUGCGGAUUUGGAUGCAAGGAUGGCAAGAAGAAAGGGACGGCGGAGACGUGGCUGGUGGACAUGGUGGAUUCCGGCAACGGGGUGAUACUUCCGGGAUGCGAAGCCCUAAGGGUGAGCCACCACAAGAACAACGGGAAGAAGAAGAAGAAGAGAAGAGCGGAUGGGGUGGUUUUCGUGUUCAGGAAGAGGAAUGGGGUGAAAGAAAUUUGGAUGGUGAAGUCGAAGGUGACGGUGGUGCCAUAUGCACUCCAUCGCUGCUAAAAAACAGUGGCCUGAAGAACAGAAACAUUGGCAGAAACUUGCAUCUUCAUCCUGUGGUUUUUGCUUGGGG